GUUUAAAAAUAUCUACAUCAAAGGGUUAAAAUGAAUACACUGUCAUAAUAUGAAAUAAAAUUAGGUGAAAAAAGUUGAAGGGUGUAAAUUUCAAGACAAAAUUGUGACAUCUCUCAGUCCUCGUUGACCCACGGUGAUAUCGACAACAUUUGCAUCUGAUUGCUCAGCAAUUACACAGAAUUUUAAAAUUCUUUACACUCUAAAUUUCAAAAAUUUGAAGAAAGAUUAUUACACAUUAUUUUGUGCAAUACAUACAUAGAUCAUGGAUAAAAUCGAAAUCUCUGAACUGCAGAUCAAGGACGAGCUAUGUGAAGAAUUCAAUUGGAAUUUUAAAAUCCCGAAGCGCUCCAGGAUUCAGGAAAACAUAAAUAGAGUUACCAGAUCGGGAUUUAUCUUUUCCAAUUUAAAAUACAGCUGGGGAUUCCUCUCCGAUAUGGAUCAUACAUUGAGCUUCGCGAUUUAUCCAGAUCAAAUGAGCGCGAUUUUAUACCUUCCCAUCGAACCGAACAAGAAGCUCGAGUUACGUAGCAGCAUUUUGGAGCUGUUCUCGUCGACAUCGCCCACCCCACUUCGUCCCGUAUUCAGCACCAGCUUGAAUUUUACCAUCGACCCUGUGCCCAUCGGGGACAAAUUGUUCCACCGCUACGCCGCCGUUUGGAAUGCGGAGGCUCCUUGGGACGAUGCAGUGGACUCGGUCAGGCUGAAAAAUGGGGUCGUGUACUACGAACGAAAAUAG
Folsomia candida is the source of this 736-nucleotide messenger RNA. RefSeq lists its product as uncharacterized. Bases 263 to 736 code for a protein of 157 amino acids. The record is from RefSeq and is a predicted model, not a curated record. Lineage: Eukaryota; Metazoa; Arthropoda; Collembola; Entomobryomorpha; Isotomidae. The transcript is spliced from 4 exons.